Molecule: messenger RNA, 2426 nt
Organism: Cuscuta epithymum
Lineage: Eukaryota; Viridiplantae; Streptophyta; Magnoliopsida; Solanales; Convolvulaceae
Source: the annotation of a GenBank genome assembly
UGGUAAAGAAAGGAAUUUGAUAUAUGAUGAACAAGAAGAAGGAUCUUCACAAUAUGCUUUUGAAUUACAAUGUAGAGACUGAGUGUAUGUGUAUUCGUAACUGAAUGUGCUGAUUACAUAGAGCCUCUAGAUAUUUAUAAGAGAUACAUUUAAUGCACUUUUGUCCGUUGACGACAUGAUCCGACCGUUACGACGACAUGUCCGACCGUUACGACGACAUCAAUAUCGUCAUUAUUGCAUCAUCAAUUCUGGCCAGCCCUUUGAGUAACCUAUGUCAUAAUUACAAUAACUACUCUAAUUAUAUACAUAAAACUGCCCAGAUUUAAUUAGCUAGCAUUAAUCCCAAUGAAUGCGUCAUUGAUUGCCACGGUCAACCAUUUUUGAAUGUAGUCAAGGCCGCCCAACUCGUGUACCAACACCUGUUAUUAUACUUCUAAAGUUAUUUAAUCUCGUGUAUAACGCAUAGGUAAAAAUGUGGAAUGACCUAUCGUGAAAUAAACUUCAUAACUAGAUCUUUAUGCCAAAAAUUCAAAUCAAAAGAAAAGUUUAACAAAGUAAAUCUCUAGAGAUGCCAAAUGUUUUAAACUCGAACGGUAUUCAGUAAUCUAGUUAAGUUGUGGUUAUAGCUGUUACUCUUCCACAGUUCCACUUAUCAACUUUCCGCCAAAGUAAAAUUCGAAUAUGUUUUCUUUAUAAAAAAAAUCGAAUAUGUUAAAAAUCAUUAACAACCUCUACCGAUGUGCCACGUCAUUCACAACAUUCAUGUGCGUCAAGUUUUUCUCUUUGUUUUCUCUAAAACCAAAUACGAAGUCAAAAUAAAUGAAUAAAAAUUCCGUGCAAAUUUAAAUUCAAAUAAAAAGGGGAGAAAUAUAAGUAAUCCUGCUGUGUAAUAAUCUGCCAAAAAUAAAAGAGUCACUGCACCCACUCCCCACCUUGUCCCCUCUCUUCAAUUUCUCUCUAUACCUAAUUGCUGUUUCUCUCUCCAGAAAGGGAAGAAGACAAACCAACGCAUUUCGCUUCUCUUCACUCCGGACAUGCCGGAACUCGCGACCGUACACUGACUCCGGCGGACAUAUAUAUAAAGGGAUCGGAAUCAACUAGAUGAGGUGUAAGAAACAUCAGUCGGACCUGAGCAGCGGCGUCGGCGUUUGCGCGUCUUGUCUCCGGGAGAAGCUCUUCGCCGUGAUACUAGCUCAGGCUCAAGCCGAAGCCCGCAUUCAGCACCGUGGAUUUCAGGAAGAGGGGCGCAAGUCCGACGCCAAUCAGCCGCCGCCGGCUUUGUUGUUUCCCCGCUCUGUUUCGCCCUAUAUUUCUCGCCAUAAAUCUGACAUCUCGAAUUGGAAUCAAAACCGCCAAGCUAGCCACCGCAGCUGGGCUGAUCAGAGAUUCUUCAGCACUCCUCAAGUCGGAGCCCAAGGGAAAGUAAUCGCCGGGGGGGAUUACGGUAAGAAGAAGAAGAAGAAGAGUUACGGGUUCUCUCUGUUUAACAAUCUGUUCGGAUCUAAACCGGGGAAGCCCGAUUCGUACUCGGAUCCCACGUUCCCCAAUUCGGAUCCGGGGGUCUCGAAUUCGGAACCCCCGCGUGCCAGUACGUCGUCGUCGUCUUGGUUUUCGGCAAUUUUCUCGGGUCGUCGGAAGAAGCAAAAUCAGGCGUUUUCGGUAAAUGAGGACGCCUCCGUCGGGCGGCGGCGGGUGAACUGUCAGAAUAGAGAUCGCGGAUUGUCCCCCGUGAGGUGCUCCGACGACGAGGAAGACCAACAUUGCCGCGGGGGAUCCAGCGGGUACUCUUCGGAGUCUUCGCAGGGGUGGAAGCAGACACCAAGGCGGACCCCGGCGUCUUCAUCAAACCGGAGAGCAGGCGGAAGAUGCAACCGCAACCGGAACGCCUCCGGGAUGACGUUUUGCCUGAGUCCGUUGGUGAGAGCCAGCCCUAACCUGCAGUGGAACCAAAAGGGAAUGGCGCCGGAGAUGGUGUACUCCGGCGAAAUUAGAUUAUCCUCCAAAGCGAGUUUGCCCGGUGCGACGUCGUUGUGCAAGAGCAGAUCGAGGAAACUUGCGGAUUUCGGAAGGUUCAACUGCCACCAUUAAUUGGACAUUGAUGAAUACAGUUAGCGGCCAAACGUUGACAUUUGACCGCAUCGGCGAUUGCGACAUUCUGCAUAGAUGAGAAAACUGUAAUGGUUGGUUUUUACCCUCGCCUACUUUAUAUGUGUAGUAGAAGUAUAGUAUUCCGUAGGUGGGUUCAUAAUUUUUUUUUUUUUUUUUGCGAUUUUAAUAUUUUCAUACCACACAUAAACAAAGUGCUGUUGUUGGUUUACAUGUUAAUGGUCAUUACUCCGUAUUAGGUACACAAAGAAAAACAAAUACUCAGCGUCAUUCCCGUGUUUUUGGCUUUUAGCUGUACCCCUGAAAUACCAUUCUUCUAA